CAUCUCAGCAAGGGAUCACCAACCUUAUGCGACAGGUGGACGGUUCACCAAUCAUCUGAGUCACCAUCACCAACGAUAUGAAUCAUUCCAGGUCUCAUCUUCAUACUCCAUAGUUGGUUACCUGUCUGUUGCCUAGGAGGAGAAUGUUAUCCAUUGUUUCCAAGUAUGUUCUCGACGGAGCAACAAAAGAAUAAUGCAGACAAGACAAUGGGUUAGUUGGUUAGUCACAGCCACUCUCCACCCUCCACUUCUCUCCACUAUGCAUUCAUCAUUGUACGUAUGCAAUUGUCAUAGUUCCUGCAGUCCAGGGAAUGCAAUGCAGAUGGACGGGAAGAGGAUGGGUAGAGACGGAGAGGUGGGAGAGUGGGUAGGUAGAGAGUGGAAGGGAAGUCGUACAACUCACAUGCUGCAAUGUAUGUAUGUAUGUAUGUAUGUAUGUACUUUAUCUCCACUCUCUUCCGUGGCGGGCAGCAUCUGCAGCUGGAAUACAGCAAGACAGACAGACAGGCUGGGAAUUGAAGUUGUGUACUCCGUAUCGUCAUCGGCAUCACAUCAUCAUCCCACCUCUUCAGCUUUUGUCGGUGCACAGAUCGUCAGGAUUUCAUGCACGGUACUCUUGGUGAUGGGUCUGUCCCACUAUUCAGCUCUCGUAUUCAAAGCACUGAUGUGUCUGUUUACUAUCUAUGUAAAUAAAAGUAUGUGAUGAACAACUAAAUGGCAGGUAAGCGUCAGCCGGAGUAUAUCACUCCUGAAUUCUAAAUGCUAUACUCCGUAGAUAGUAGUACUAGUCGUCACUGACUGGUCAGGGUUCCGAGAGCCCUGAUCUAGACUUCGUACCUUUCAACGCAAAG
Messenger RNA from Aspergillus vadensis CBS 113365, 851 nucleotides. RefSeq lists its product as uncharacterized. Lineage: Eukaryota; Fungi; Ascomycota; Eurotiomycetes; Eurotiales; Aspergillaceae. Bases 194 to 703 code for a protein of 169 amino acids. The transcript has a single exon. The record is from RefSeq and is a predicted model, not a curated record.